Molecule: messenger RNA, 831 nt
Organism: Beta vulgaris subsp. vulgaris (sugar beet)
Lineage: Eukaryota; Viridiplantae; Streptophyta; Magnoliopsida; Caryophyllales; Amaranthaceae
Exons: 2
Coding region: 1-831 (276 amino acids)
Molecular function (GO): zinc ion binding
Source: RefSeq, a predicted model, not a curated record
AUGAAACUCUUGUUUUGGAAAAUAGCUAAGGCUUAUAAUGUUGCUAACUACAAUGAUGCACUAGAGGAACUGGCUGAGUUAAACUCGGAUGCAGCUAUUGCAUUCAAGGCAUACAACCCUAAAUGCUUCUGUAGGGCUUUCUUAGAUACUAGUGUGAAGACAAAUGCCAUAACUAGUAAUAUGGCUGAGACUUUUAACGUUUACAUCAUAAAUGCUAGGACAAAGCAUAUGAUAUAUAUGUUAGAGGAUAUAAGAGUUGCUUUAAUGCAAAGAUUAGUCCUGAAAAGACAAGAAAUGACCAAGUGUACUUCAGUGCUUUGCCCUAGGAUCCAAGCCAAGUUAGAUUUGGAGAAAGUUAAGGCUGCUGAUUGUGAUGUGUUGCCAUCAACAGAUACUUUGUUCAAUGUGCAGUAUUACCUUGAUAAGUUGAAUGUGGAUUUGGAAUCCAAGACUUGUACCUGCAGAAAAUGGGAUAUGUUAGGCAUCCCUUGCAGGCAUGCAAUAGCUUGCAUCUACUUUGUUCACAAAGAAGCUGAGGACUUUGUGCAUGACUCUUACAAGAGGGAGGUCUAUUUAAGGGCAUAUGUUGGUUCCAUACCUCCUGUGGAAGGUGAGAAGCACUGGCCUAGGAUAGAAAGCAAUAUCAGCCCACCUCCAAUUAAAAUUGGACCUGGCAGACCUAGGUUGAACAGGAGAAAUGACCCAUUUGAAGACCCUAAAAAGCCUGGUGUUGUGCCUCCACCAAAAAGGGCGAAGGGGAGACCAAGAAGUGAUGGACCAACCACUGCUUCAACAACAGAUGCUGCUGCACACUUGGAUUCUACAGCAUAG